CCUGAGUUGGGAAGAUCCCCUGCAGAAGGGCAAGGCUACCCACUCCAGUAUUCUGGUCUGGAGAAUUCCAUGGACUGUAUAAUCCAUGGGGUCACAAGGAGUCAGACACGACUGAGCGGCUUUUACGUUCACUUAGACGCCCAGGAAGGAGGUUUGUGGCGGGAACCCCAGCACCAGGAGACGUGGAGGCUGGGUGACUAUUCUGCUGAUGGAACCCAGAGACCCUGGAUGCCUUGGUCUUCCUUGGGACUGUAGUCCCAGGCAGAGACAAGCAGAGAGGUUUCAGGUGGGGCUCAGGACAGGGCACCCUACCUGGCUGUGUCAACCUUACUCCAGGGAAGACAUGGGUCCAGUGUCUGAUCAGGCUGCAGGGAUGCGAUCUGGCUCCAAGCUCAGAGGCUUUGAGGGGAAGAGUGCUCGUUGCUCUUUCUCCCUUUCUGGAAUGUCCCGCCAGGAGUCUCUUGGAGGAUAGUCCUUUAGCAAGCUGUGGUGUUGUCAGUGUUCAGCCGACUGUUUCUUCAUAUGUGAACAAAGAAGGAAGAAGGAAAUUCUUUGUAUCAUUCAUUACAGAUAGAUUUUUCUGUGUGUAGGGUUUAGGCCCAGAGUUCUAUGUGUGGUUGGAGGCAGCAUGGAGAUAAUCCUGUGGAUUAUGUUUUACAGACACACAUUUCUGUGUCUCGUUUUGGCCAAACCUCCUGUGGAAUUCCUCCUCAGUGCUUUUUCUUCUGUUGGAACCCUUUUUGUGUCUUUCCAUUGUAAGCAUCUCUUAUGGAUUGUAAAUGUCUUCCUUUCCAUCUUUUUUCCUUUGCUUUAGAAGGAACAGCCUGUGCUAUUGUCUCCCUCUGUCUGGCUUGCUUCCCCCCAUUUAUUAUCUGGUCAUGUCCAUCCUGUGGCUACCAGUGACAUCGUUUCAUAAUCUCAGUGGUGGUGUUUUUGGCUGAGAAAUAGUCUAUCACAUACACGUCCCUCAUCUUGUCCUCCCCGGGGAUGGUGUGGUGGUCCUUGUGAGCUGGCCCUUUAAAUGGGGUGAACAUGGGGUCCGCUCCAUGGUCUAGGUGGUUCUGGUCUGCCCACACUCUUGUGUGUACGGUGAUCACGAGUGGUACCCUGCUUUUUCUUGCACACCUCAGAUAUGACAGUUGAGUUUUUGGUCUUUUUGUAUCUUAUUCACAAUUUUCCCCAAGUGAGCAUGCCUGCACUUAUUUUUAGUCCUUUAUUGUUUCUUUGGAUUCUGUUGCUUUAGGAGAGGUUUGUUCUCACUUGUUCUUGCCCUGUGGCCUUGGACCACUUCCUAGAAGUGUCAACAUCUGUUUCUUUUAAGGAGACUGUGGUGAGGAUUAAAGGUGGGUCCACGUGACCGAGUGGACUCUGUAGGGCCUGAGCAGAUAUUGACACGCAUGGUAUUUUGGCCUUUGAAAGCCCCAGUUUGAACUGUGUGGAAUCCAUUUAGGUGUGGGUUUUAUUUCCCAAUAAACAGUAUGAUAGGAUCCCCAGUUUGUGGAAUCUGCAGAUUCAGACCAUGGACCCGGGUGUGGGGGAUGGGUGGACUGUAAACUUAUACGUGGAUUUUCCAGUGCACAGCCUCGGAGUCCGUACCUCCAGUCAUUCAGGUGUCAGCUAUAUAUUUCAGAAUAACAAUUCCUGGGCUAAAUGCUAUGGAAAAAAUAAAAUUGGGAAAAUGUGGAAAAAUACUUGAGCAGAAAGUCUCACUGAGGGGGGUGAUACUUGAGUUACAUGAGAAGGAGCCAGUCAAUGAGGACAUCUAAGGAAGAGCACUCCAAGUGGGGAACAGCCUGCGCCAAGGUCCUGACGUGGGAAUGAGCUCCAGUUUGAGGAGUAUCAAGGAGGCCAGUGUGACAGAGUGGAGUGAUGGAAGUUGGGAUGCUUAGAAAGUAGAGCCUACUGCCUGGCUUUGUCUCACUUGGGAAAGAGGGGCACAGGGGUCCACAAGGAGGGUUGCAAGCUAGAGCACUCGCUCUCCUUAAGGGCCAGAGGGGAUGGGCACCCUCUCAUGACCUUGUGUGAUCUGAAUGCCCUUGUGGAGAGAGGAAGAUCAAAACUUUGCAUUGGGCUGAGUGCUUUGGACGUGGUAUUUUCCACUCUUGUGUGCAUUGUGCCAGGGGGAAACCAUCAUUACUCCUGUUUCAGAUGAGAAAACAGGUCUGAAAGGGGGCACUCCUAUACCCAAAGCUGUAAACUUAGUAACUGUAAAUGAAGUAAUGACCUUCAACUGACCAGCAGGGGUACCUGUGUGUAUUUGGGGGGUGUCUCUGUCCUCAGGGCACUGGGCUCCAGUAGUCCAUCAGCCCUGUGAUGCCAGCAGAUCACCCAGCGGUGGGUGUUUGUCCCACAUCUGCCAGGAGAAGAGGUCUUCAGGGGUGGACGGUGGAGAUGUGGAGGGACUUCGCUGGAAGUGAGGCUGAGGAGGUCUGUCUGGACGGACACCAGGGCCCUGCAGACAUGAAUGGCAGGGCUCCGAGGGCCGUGCCCCACUGGAGGUGUGCUCUGGCCUGGGCUCCAUCACCAGGUGGACAGUCUAGCCUGGCCAUGUAGCUCACUCCGCUCCUUCCCAAGGCUGGGAGAUGCCCCCUCUAAAUAUAGCCCCAUGUGCUGAGCUCAUGUCUAUUUUAAGCCGAGGUUGGGAGGUGGCCAGGCCUUUGCUGGGCUCUCAGCGGAGCCGCCGCUGCCUCUAUCCGGUCCUGGCGCUGGGCACCCUCAUCGGCCCCCCGCCUGCCAUGUCAGAGGAGACCCAGGAAGACACCGCGGCACUGACGAGGAGCCCGGCGCUGCUGGCUCCCAGCCACGAGCAGGAGGUGCGCCUGCACCGGGUGGAGUCCAUCAGCGACCUACACAACGGCGGUCCGCUGUGCCCCUACCUGGCCGAGGAGGGGCAGCCGUGGGGUGAACUGCUGGGCGUCCUGCCGCCCUCAUUGUGCGCCCAGACCGGCUGCGGCCCGGUACACAGCCGCGGGGCCUUCCUGCUGCUGCUCGCGCUGCUGGUGCUCAUCUGCCUGGCACUGGCCGUGCUGGCCGUCUACCUGAGUGUGCUGCAAAGCGAAUCCCUCCGCGUGCUGGCGCACACACUGCGAACCCAGGAGGAGAUGCUGCUCAAACUACGGCUCGCCAGCCUCAGCCAGCUGCGGAGGCUCAAUUCCAGCGAGGCCCGAGCGCCCAGCUGAGAUGCCGCUCGGACCCGGGGCCUGGGGGUAUGUGCCGGGGAAUAAAGUGGCCGUUGGCAGCUUUCUCCUCU
Messenger RNA from Bubalus bubalis (water buffalo), 3250 nucleotides. RefSeq names its product leucine rich single-pass membrane protein 2 (gene LSMEM2). The transcript is spliced from 4 exons. Lineage: Eukaryota; Metazoa; Chordata; Mammalia; Artiodactyla; Bovidae. The record is from RefSeq and is a predicted model, not a curated record. The coding region runs from base 2583 to 3179 and encodes 198 amino acids.